Messenger RNA from Pyrus x bretschneideri (Chinese white pear), 1506 nucleotides. Its product is annotated as putative F-box/LRR-repeat protein At3g59170. Bases 1 to 1506 code for a protein of 501 amino acids. Gene Ontology annotation, molecular function: protein binding. Lineage: Eukaryota; Viridiplantae; Streptophyta; Magnoliopsida; Rosales; Rosaceae. The transcript has 3 exons. The record is from RefSeq and is a predicted model, not a curated record.
AUGGUAGAUAGAUUCAGCGAUCUCCCCAACGGAGUUGCUUAUCGCAUUCUUUCCUUCCUUACUAUAAGGGACCUCACUUGUUUCGGCAUUGCGUCCAAAAGAUGCAGAGCACUUUAUCUGUCAAUUCCGUCAUUGGAGUUACGUGAUUUCUUGCCAAAGACAACUCCCACGGGCGAGUUUAGGUUUUUCAGCCACACAACGUGUGAGUUUAGGUUGAGGUUGUUCAGUUCAUUGGAUAGGUUCUUGCUUCAGCGUGGUGAUAAUAGGAUAAACUACUUCGGUAUUUAUUGGAAUGGUCACUCUGACCUAGGCAGUGAUCGAACACCAUGCUUCUGUGUUAAUGUGCGUUCCCAAAUAAUCGAUUGGAUUCACAAUGCAGUGAGGUGUAAUGUUGAAGUUCUUUGUGUUUCGAGCAACUUAAAAGAUUUUUUGGUGGAACCGUUAGCAUUUCCUUGUGAUGUCUUUCUUUGUGCAACUUUGAGGUCUCUAUGUGUGAACAUGGAUGGUACAAUUGUUAAAACACCUUCCGUUUCUUUCUCUUCUAAUAUUGAAUAUUUAGAGUUAAUCAAUGUUGAUAUAGAAGAUGAGGGGUUUUUCAAAUGGAUCUCAUGUUCCUGCAAAUUCAUCAAGGAAUUAAUUCUAUCUGAUGUUGGUCGAGUAGAAAAUAUCAUAAUUGAAAGCUCGUCUUUGGAAAAAUUUGAAGUUUACGACCAUUUUUAUGACGGUAUUUGUACACUUAGCCAUCUUACCAUCUCAGGCAAGAAACUUGAAACCAUAGCUAUAUGGUGGAGCUUUGAUUCGCAUAGUGGCACGUCGUUAAAUAUGUAUGCUCCAAAACUUAAAUAUUUAGAAUGGAGAGGGCAUCUGACGAAUCAGGCAAACUUGGGACAGCUAGAAUGUUUAGAAAAAGCUCUUAUUUGCCUGGAGCCAAAAGCAGAUGACUCUGACAAACAGAUUAAGCAUUUUUGCGUUUUACACAGGGUUGAACAUCUUGUUUUAAAUGCAGCGACCUUCAAGGCUUUGUUCAGGGAAGGAUCCGCGCAUGCUCAAUUCGAUCAUGUUUUUAAUUUGCGAUUGAAUCUAAGGAGGUUUUCUGAUGAUAUAUUUCCUGCAGUGGUCUCACUAUUGAAAGGAUUGCAUAAUUUGUGUACUUUGUACAUAAGUUGUGUUGUCCCAAGUUUUCUGCAACCUCAACGUGAUGUAUCUGGGUUUGAUAAGGCAUACUGGAAGCUACAGAAUCUGGAUUUUGUUGAUCAGAUUAAGAAGGUUACCCUAGUGCUGGAUGGGUCUAAUAAUGGGAUUGACUUUGCACGGUAUAUACUCGAGCAUGCCAAGAACCUGGAGCAAAUGGACAUACAAUAUUUAUUGAAUCCGUCUGACGAUGCUACACAAAAGCUAAAUGAAAGUAAGAAGAUGUCCAAGGCCACAGUUAUCUUUGAGGAAGACUUUGUGGAAGACUCCGAUAAAAACUUGGAAAACUUCGAUGAAGACUUCGAGGAAGACUAA